Molecule: messenger RNA, 342 nt
Organism: Phanerochaete carnosa HHB-10118-sp
Lineage: Eukaryota; Fungi; Basidiomycota; Agaricomycetes; Polyporales; Phanerochaetaceae
Exons: 2
Source: RefSeq, a predicted model, not a curated record
UACAUGGCGGUUACUGCACACUGGCUGCAGCUUGUUCUUGAAGAUCGUGGUAACGGACUUCAGCCGCAGCUUCGACUUCGUGCAGAUCUUAUCGGCUUUCACUGUGUCCCUUCCAGCCACACCAGUGAGCAUCUUGUGGCUGCAUUCCUUUAUAUCCUGAACCGUAUUAAGAUCACAAACAAGAUUGGCUGGAUUACAAUGGACAAUGCAACGAACAAUGACGCCUGCAUGGAGGCUCUUGAGCAAACCUUGCGAAAGCGUGGAAUUGCUUUUGACAAGCUUCAACAUUGCAUUCGGUGUGUAUACUUCAAUAAAUCAAUUGCAGUUUAUUGCUCAAAAUAA